Molecule: messenger RNA, 1684 nt
Organism: Microtus ochrogaster (prairie vole)
Lineage: Eukaryota; Metazoa; Chordata; Mammalia; Rodentia; Cricetidae
Product: acyl-coenzyme A amino acid N-acyltransferase 2-like
Biological process (GO): acyl-CoA metabolic process; fatty acid metabolic process
Cellular component (GO): peroxisome
Molecular function (GO): fatty acyl-CoA hydrolase activity
Source: RefSeq, a predicted model, not a curated record
AGGAGAGCUGGCAGGAAGAAGGGCAGACUGAGGAGUUGCCAUCCUGACGCUCAGGAAGCAGGACGUGUAGAAAAUGAGCAGUGAAGAAGCACCGCGUGGUCCACUCACCAGCUUGCCAAUGAUCCAGCUCAUCGUCACCCCCUCAAAAGCGCUUGUGGAUGAGCCCGUGUCCAUCCUAGCAACUGGUCUGCCUCCACUGCAGGUAGUGACCAUCAAGGCAACACUGAAGGAUGAGAAGGAGAAUCUGUUCCAAUCCAGAGCCUUCUACAAGGCCAAUGAGGCUGGCGAAGUGGACCUGGAGCAGGCAGCGGCCUUGGGGGGUGACUAUGUAGGAGUUCAUCCAAUGGGCCUCUUUUGGUCUCUGAAGCCCAAGCGGCCUUUCCAGCGCCUGAUGAAGAGAGACGUGAUGAACAGCCCAUUUUGUAUCACUCUGGACCUGUAUGACUCUGUUCGCUUGAAAGAUUCAGCCACAAUUAGACCCAAGGCCAGUCAGACAGUGCAGCGCUGGUUUGUAGGCCCUGGGGUUCAGCGGAAGCAGAUCCGAGAAGGUCGCAUACGCGGAGCCCUUUUUCUCCCUCCAGGAGAAGGUCCUUUCCCAGGAAUUAUUGACUUGUUCGGGAUUGCUGGAGGUCUAAUUGAAUUCCGUGCCAGUCUUUUGGCUUCCCAUGGUUUUGCAGUGCUGGCUUUAGCGUACUUUGCCUAUGAAGGCCUGCCUGACAAACUGCUGGAGACCGACUUGGAGUAUUUUCAAGAAGCUGCUGAUUUCCUACUAGCUCAUCCCAAGAUCCAACAACCAGGAAUUGGUGUGAUCUCCGUGUGCAAAGGUGCAGAGAUCGGGCUGGCCAUGGCCUGCUAUCUGAAACAGGUGGUUGCCACUGUCUGUAUCAAUGGGCCCAUUGCUGUCUCAGCCAUUCCACUAAGGUAUCGGGAUCUUGUUGUGCCACCCAGCCAAUUGGUUCCAGAGCACAUCCAAAUUCAUGCUUCAGGGGCUAUACAAUUUCGUUCCAAUAUAAGUGACCCCAUAAAUAGGUUGAACCCACAGAGUAUACUUCCUGUGGAAAAAGCCCGAGGGUGGAUCCUCUUCAUUGUAGGAGAGAAUGAUGAAUGUUUGGAUAGCAAGGCAUAUGCACAAGCGGCUAUGGACCAGCUCCAGAGCCAUGGGAGAAGCAAUGGAAGAAUGCUGGCAUACCCUGGGGCAGGCCACCUCAUAGAGCCACCCUAUUCUCCCUGUUGCUUUGCAUCCUGGACCUUUGCCUCAGCUAAACCAUUGCUUUGGGGAGGAGAUUCCAUUGCUCAUGCAGCAGCCCAGGAACACUCAUGGAGAGAGAUCCAGAAGUUCUUCAGGCAACACCUUUCUCCAUCUGGAAGCAAACUCUAAGCAAGGGUGUGACCAUGCCCAGGUAGGGAUCAGGAAGUGAGUCAGAGAAGAGGGUGGAAUUUGUGUGAGAAUCAUAGCAUUAGUCAGGGAUUGGAGGGUAGGGAUGGGGAACAGUAUUCCUUACAUCACAUUUAUUCCCAUUCAACUGGAAGAAAAUGAGACAGAAGACCAGGACACAUGUGCAUCUGAGGUGUUUCUGACAGGUUUGCAUGUCGUUUGAAAUUUUAUAGAUUAAAUUUUAGUUUAUAUAUUGGAAUAUAUUGGUAUUCAGAAAUUAUGACAUUCUUGCAAACUGAUAAACAUUAU